This is a messenger RNA of Nannizzia gypsea CBS 118893, 1383 nucleotides long. RefSeq names its product ornithine decarboxylase. NCBI's taxonomy places the organism in Eukaryota, Fungi, Ascomycota, Eurotiomycetes, Onygenales, Arthrodermataceae. Gene Ontology annotation, cellular component: cytoplasm. The record is from RefSeq and is a predicted model, not a curated record. Bases 1 to 1383 code for a protein of 460 amino acids. Gene Ontology annotation, molecular function: ornithine decarboxylase activity. The transcript is spliced from 2 exons.
AUGGUUAUGGCACCUUCGGCUAGCGACCUCCCAAGACUUUAUUUCAAUGAUAAUGUGCAUGACAAAUUUAAACAUGUCGAAUGUCCAGACGAUGAAACUCGCGGCAAAUCCCACUUGGCUGAAGCCAGAGCCGCGUCCAGACAGCUUGUCGUCGACAUCCUGAAGAACAAGGCUGCUGCUGUCGACACCAAGACCUGCUACCCUGGAGAAGAGGACCCGUUCUACGUUGCUGAUCUCGGAGAAAUCUAUCGCCAGCAUAUCCGCUGGAAGACCAACCUUCCUCGCGUCAAGCCUUUCUAUGCUGUGAAAUGCAACCCAAACCCUCAGGUCCUCCGUCUCAUGGCCGUUUUGGGUAAUGGCUUUGACUGUGCAUCCAAAGCCGAAAUCGACCUUGCUCUCGCUGCCGGUGUUGACCCGAGUCGCAUCAUCUACGCUCAUCCAUGCAAGACCAAGUCGUACCUGCGCUAUGCAUCCCAGAUUGGUGUCAAGCAGAUGACCUUUGACAACACCGACGAGCUCUACAAAAUCAAAGACAUGUGCCCGGAUGCGGAGCUCUAUCUGCGUAUCUUGACCGACGACUCCGCCAGCUUGUGCCGUCUGAGCAUGAAGUUUGGUGCUUCGCUCUCCUCAGCGCGCCCGCUCCUUGAACUUGCUCAUACACUGGGGCUUAAUGUCGUUGGCGUCAGCUUCCACGUCGGCUCCGGAGCCGAGGACCCCAAGUCGUUCAUCAAGGCUGUCCAGGAUGCUCGCUUCGUCUUCGACCGUGCUGCGGAAAUCGGAUUCGACCUGAAGGUUCUCGAUGUCGGGGGUGGAUUUUCUGACGACACCUUCGAGCCCUUCGCUGCUGCGCUUGGGGAAGCGCUGGACACCUACUUCCCGCCGCACAUUCGAGUCAUCGCCGAGCCGGGACGUUACUACGUGGCCACCGCGUUCACUCUGGCUGCCAACGUCAUCGCCCGUCGCGACGUUGGCGCCGAAGAGCCGCUGUCCGACUCCGAGUCAGACUCCGCCAGCCCUAGCCGCGCGUCCACUCCUACUUCCAGCGGUGCUUACAUGAUCUACCUGAACGAUGGCGUGUACGGCAACUUCUCGAACAUUGUCUUCGAUCACCAGCAUCCAGUUGCUCAGAUCCUGACCAAGGACGACGACUACACCUCUGCACCCAUCGAGUACUCUAUCUGGGGCCCAACCUGCGAUGGUAUUGACGUCAUCAGCAAGCGCAUCACUCUGAAUGGCCUCCUUGGCGUAGGCAACUGGCUCUACUUUGAGAACAUGGGAGCCUACACUCAGUGCAGUGCUACGCGUUUUAACGGAUUCACAGACAAGCAUGAGGUCAUCUAUAUUGUCACUGAGCCAGGUGCGGCGGCGCUUCUAGGCUAUUAA